AGAGGCGGAGUCUCCUCUUCUUAUAUAAGUACAAAUAUCUUCGUGGCGUAAUCAAACAUCAGUAGAGAGAGAAAGUGGGAGAAGGUAGAGAGAGAAGGGGAGCUGCAACAAGUGAGUAUAGAAAUGGCUGACAAUACGAGGAACUCCACCGGCGGUCAAUUAAGUGAUUUUCCGGCUGUUCCGACACAUGGAGGUCUGUUUUUCCAACACAACAUCUUCGGAAAUCUCUUUGAGAUCACAGCGAAGUACCGGCCUCCGAUCAUGCCGAUCGGUCGUGGCGCAUACGGGAUCGUCUGCUCGGUGUUGAAUUCGGAGACGAAUGAAAUGGUAGCAAUCAAGAAAAUAGCGAACGCCUUCGAUAAUCACAUGGAUGCGAAGCGUACGCUUCGGGAGAUUAAGCUUCUUCGCCAUUUGGAUCACGAAAACGUUAUAGGUAUAAGAGAUGUAGUCCCUCCUCCUUUAAGGAGAGAAUUUUCUGAUGUCUACAUUGCCACGGAACUCAUGGACACUGAUCUGCACCAAAUAAUUCGCUCCAACCAAGGUUUAUCAGAGGAGCACUGUCAAUACUUCUUGUACCAGAUACUUCGUGGACUGAAAUAUAUACACUCCGCAAAUGUGAUUCAUAGAGAUUUGAAGCCCAGCAACCUCUUGCUGAAUGCGAAUUGUGAUCUAAAAAUUUGUGAUUUUGGUCUUGCUCGUCCAACUGCAGAGAAUGAGUUCAUGACGGAAUAUGUUGUUACGAGAUGGUACAGGGCACCUGAACUACUGCUGAAUUCUUCAGAUUACACUGCUGCAAUUGAUGUCUGGUCUGUGGGUUGCAUUUUUAUGGAGCUUAUGAACAGAAGGCCUUUAUUUGCGGGUAAAGACCAUGUGCAUCAAAUGCGCUUAUUGACAGAGCUUCUUGGCACACCCACUGAGUCUGAUCUUGGGUUUGUUCGGAAUGAUGAUGCAAGAAGAUAUAUCAUGCAACUCCCCCAACAUCCCCGCCAGCCGUUAGUAAAGGUUUUCCCACAUAUUCAUCCACUGGCCAUUGAUCUCAUUGAUAGAAUGUUGACAUUUGAUCCGACUAAAAGAAUUACUGUUGAAGAAGCAUUAGCCCAUCCUUACCUUUCAAGAUUACAUGAUACAGCUGAUGAACCAGUUUGCCCAGAGCCAUUUUCCUUUGAAUUUGAGCAACAAGCUCUGGUAGAAGAACAGAUGAAGGAUAUGAUUUACCAGGAGGCUUUAUUUUUCAAUCCAGGUUACGCUUAAUACAAAUGAAGCAUCCACCCAUCCGGUGAAUCUCCAAGUGGGAGUGUUAAAUAACUAAAAAGUAAAAACACUACUGUGAUUUGAAGGUUGCACCCAGUAGAGGAAACUCGGACAAGACAGUAAAAAAGAAAAAAAAGGCAGUUUGUAGACAAAAAAUUGAGAAUAUUCUGCCGAUUGUGCGUCUUGUGACUGGUCAUCAGGGGGACUAGGCCUUGCUGUUAAUUUUAUAAGGUCAGCCCAUUCCCUUGGUUUAUUAUGUAUUUUGCUUUCAUGUGUUUGAGAGAUAUGUUCUCUCGUUUUCCUUUUUUUCUUCUGUACCAUGUGCACAUGUGUAGAAGAUUGGAUGAGUGUAAGCGUUAAGCACAUUAAUGAAAUUAACCUAUUAUUUUGUUCUUCAGA
Molecule: messenger RNA, 1650 nt
Organism: Vitis riparia (riverbank grape)
Lineage: Eukaryota; Viridiplantae; Streptophyta; Magnoliopsida; Vitales; Vitaceae
Product: mitogen-activated protein kinase 3
Exons: 6
Coding region: 124-1251 (375 amino acids)
Biological process (GO): protein phosphorylation; intracellular signal transduction
Cellular component (GO): cytoplasm; nucleus
Molecular function (GO): ATP binding; MAP kinase activity
Source: RefSeq, a predicted model, not a curated record